Messenger RNA from Sapajus apella (tufted capuchin), 5081 nucleotides. RefSeq names its product zinc finger and BTB domain containing 8B (gene ZBTB8B). Gene Ontology annotation, molecular function: RNA polymerase II cis-regulatory region sequence-specific DNA binding; DNA-binding transcription factor activity, RNA polymerase II-specific; protein binding. The record is from RefSeq and is a predicted model, not a curated record. The coding region runs from base 1198 to 2685 and encodes 495 amino acids. Lineage: Eukaryota; Metazoa; Chordata; Mammalia; Primates; Cebidae. The transcript has 4 exons. Gene Ontology annotation, biological process: regulation of transcription by RNA polymerase II.
UGACAUUACAGGCGUGAACCACUGUGUACGGCCCUGAAUUUAUAAUUUGAUGUAUUUUGGGGAAUAUAUUCGAAUGAGUAAAUUUAUUGCAAUGAAUUUGCCAGGGCAAAAGGUGUGUAUAUUUAAAGCCUGAUAAAUAUUGCCAAAUUCCCCUCUGCUGUGGUAUUCCAAAUUGUGUUCCCACCAAUACUGGAUAUUAUCACAUUGAAAAAUGUGAUUUUACCAAUCUGAUGUUUUCUUUCAGUUCUAAGAAAAAAUAAAAUGUAGUAUUUUUUUUCUGUCUCUUGUUUUUCCCUUAGUAUUUUGAUUGUCAAAGGCAACAGCAGAUACUGCUGAGAAGGCUUGGUUGUGUAAGAUUGACUGAAAGGAUAGAGAGACAGACCCAGGGUCAGGUUUAGCAAGUUUAUUUCAACCUGCCAGGCUGACUGCCUCACCACAGGCAGUGAAGGCAGCAGUCUAGCUUACAGACUAUAGAGGUUAUAUAAGGGGUUUGCAGGUGGCUGGGGCUAGUCUAAGAAAAACUGCCUCUUGGUUCUUAAAUGCUAACAUCCUGCUUAAUUGGGUUGCCAUCCUGGGUUCGAGGGCCGGGUGUGACCACAUCCUGGAACCCAGGCGCCCUGUUUGCAAAGCGUGAGGCUGUUUUUGCUGUGAGCUCGGCUUAGCAGGAGAGAACAGGGAGGGGGGUCUAUGGGCUUGCCUUGCUGUGACCCUAACAUUCCAGCCUUUUGUUAUAUCUAUAAAAGAAAGAGAGAAGGGGUGACAUUUGUUUCUAGCUGCUUCAUGCUAGGUAGGGAUGCUGGUUGGGGUGAGGCUGGCUUGCAAGUUGGUAGUCCUGGAAUACCAUCAUGUUUUGUAUUGUGCUGCGAGUGAAGGCUUAUAAUUGAUUGUGCAAAAACUGGGUGAAAAGGCAUAAGAGACAAGGGCCAAAGACCAAGAGGAGGAGGAGAGUUAUAGCAGGGCCAAGGAGGAGAAGCAGCCAAGGGGCCCAGGAACCGAGAGACCAGCCGGGCUAGGAGGGCCAGGCAGAAGGAUUGUUUUCUUUUGUUUUUUGGGCUCAGUCUUCAAGUCUUUUGAUUGCAUCUUGCACUAUUCGGAUUGGUUGAGAUAGAAACACCAUUGUUCAUCUAGGAAGACGCCGAGACCUCCUUUUUCGGCGAGAUACAGGUUUACUCCGGAGCAGCAGCAGCUGGUGGAGCAAUGGAGAUGCAAUCUUAUUAUGCCAAGCUUUUGGGGGAGCUGAAUGAACAGAGAAAGAGGGACUUUUUCUGUGACUGCAGCAUCAUUGUGGAAGGGCGGAUCUUCAAGGCCCACAGGAACAUUUUAUUUGCUAACAGUGGCUACUUCCGAGCCCUGCUCAUUCACUAUAUCCAGGACAGCGGACGGCAUAGCACUGCCUCCUUGGACAUUGUCACCUCUGAUGCCUUCUCCACCAUCUUAGAUUUCCUCUAUUCUGGGAAGUUGGAUUUGUGUGGGGAGAAUGUGAUUGAAGUGAUGUCAGCUGCCAGCUACCUGCAGAUGAAUGAUGUGGUGAACUUCUGCAAGACAUAUAUCAGGUCAUCCCUCGACAUUUGCCGAAAGAUGGAGAAGGAGGCUGCUGUGGCUGCAGCGGUGGCAGCGGCAGCGGCGGCGGCUGCAGCAGCGGCUGCAGCGGCGGCUCAUCAGGUUGACAGUGGAAGCCCCAGUACAUGCCGAGAGGGGACCUCCUGUGGUACCAAGAGCUUGGUCUCCUCUCCAGCCAAAGGAGAAAAGCGUGUAGACUGCCUGAGAGAGUCCCCUUGCGGUGACUGUGGAGACUGCCACCCCUUGGAACUGGUGGUGAAAGACAGCCUUGGCUGUGGCUCGGCUGACAGUGACCUCUCUACUCCACCCAACCAGAUAGAGCCCAAGGUGGAAUUUGAUGCUGAUGAAGUGGAGGUGGAUGUUGGUGAACAGCUGCAGCAGUAUGCUGCCCCACUGAGCCUGGCUCACGUGGAGGAGGCCUUGCCCAGCGGCCAGGCAGUUGACUUGGCUUACAGCAACUACCACAUGAAGCAGUUCCUGGAGGCGCUGUUGCGCAACAGCGCUGCCCCAAGCAAAGAUGAUGCAGACCAUCACUUUUCUCGGAGUUUGGAGGGAAGACCAGAAAGUGCAGGAGUAGCCAUGAGUUCCAUGAUGGAUGUCCAGACUGACUGGUAUGGAGAGGACUCAGGUGAUGUGUUGGUGGUCCCCAUCAAGCUCCACAAGUGUCCUUUCUGCCCUUAUACUGCCAAACAGAAGGGCAUCCUCAAGCGGCACAUCCGUUCACACACGGGCGAGCGGCCCUACCCCUGUGAGACCUGCGGCAAGAGGUUCACGCGACAGGAGCACCUGCGGAGCCACGCCUUGAGUGUCCACAGAUCCAACCGUCCAAUCAUCUGCAAGGGCUGCAGAAGAACAUUCACGAGUCAUCUGUCCCAGGGGCUGCGGCGCUUUGGGCUGUGUGACAGCUGCACCUGCGUUACAGACACACCCGACGAUGACGAUGAUUUGAUGCCCAUCAAUCUUAGCUUGGUGGAAGCUUCAUCCGAAAGCCAAGAAAAGAGUGAUACAGACAAUGACUGGCCAAUCUAUGUGGAGUCGGGUGAGGAAAAUGACCCCACUGGAGAUGAUUCUGAUGACAAACCACAAAUUCGUCCCAACUUAUCAGAUCGAGAGACACUUACGUAGCAAUAAACUGGUGGGAGAGAAGUUUUAGAACUUGUUAGUGCACACUCUGUUGCUGAAAGACACCAUUUGUCCAAUUUUGUGGAACCCUGAGAGGAACAUUUUUUCACUGUUAAUGAUAUGUGCAUUUUUAUUAGACUAUCUAAUAUAGGUUGGAUUUUGUGACUCAAAGGACAGAUAACUUUUUUGUGUGGUGCCCUUGGUUUCUGAGGGCUUUGCUGGCCACUCCUUAGUUCUGAGUGAAUCAAGGCAGUUUCUGAGGUCUCCUGUUUUUCUUGCUGUGCGUCCAAACUCUGGUUAGGAGAAAGAUAAGAAAAUAUCCACGUUUGUUUUUCUAUUGACUCAGUCCUCUGCAUUCCUUUGUUAUCCUCUUUCUCUGAAAACCCUUAAGUUGUGGGAUCAGCUUUGCCUUUGCCAGGCCUUUCCUAAUGAAUUCCACAUUAAAUUUUCUGGCAAAGUAUUAAAGAGAAGCCUUCAUUGAUAUAAAGCAGGCAGGGAGGUCUGGCUACAUGAUCAUAAAAGGUACUCUCUAAAUCUAGGACGGCAGUUUUAAAGGCUUGCAGUAUUUAUGGGUAGACAAACAUGGGGAUGAUCUGAAAGACUCAUUAUGGCAUCCUGACUUGCCCAGUUGAAUUACAUUUUAAUUUAGCCCUGAAAAGGGAGGCUGUGAGCCCAGGUCUGGAUGGUUUCCCUGUCUGGUUUGGUAUUUGACGAUUCUAUACAUACCACCUGUUCUGUUAUCAUAAAACAAGUCAUUUGGGCAAAACUCAAAAUGCUCCCCUACGUUUUCCAGCAUUUUCUAAAAGUUAGAGCUGUGUAACUUGGAAAUGUAGCCGCCCUUGACAUUCUUUUACUUAGUUUAUGCUGAUGCAGGGCAGGUGAGCCCAAAAAUUGGGGCUUAGCCCAGGGGAGCUCUUGGCUUCACCCAGGAAAGAAUUCAAGGGUGAGCCAGUGGUGUUAGACAGCAACUUGUAUUGAAGCAGUAGUGCACAGCAGCAGCAGAGGGGCCGCUCCUUGCGGAGCAGGGCUACCCCACAGGCAGUGUGCCCAGAGUGGCAGCUCAGAGGCCAGUCGUUACUCAUAUUUAUACCCACUUUUAGUUAAAUACAAAUUAAGGAGCAGAUUAUGCAGCAAUAUUUAGGAAAGUGGUGGUAACUUCCAAGUCGCUGGGUGGUUGCCAAGAUAAGGGGCAGUGACUUCCAGGUGUUGCCAUGGCAAUGGUAAUUAACAUGGCACAGUGAUGAGCAUUUCUUAUGGAAAGCUGCUUCCUGCACCCCCCACCACCACUGCCCUGUUUUAGCUAGUCCUCAAUUUGGUCCAUGUCUGAGUCCGGUCUUUGGAGUUGAGUCCUGCCUUCUACCUCAUUGCCUAGAAUUUUAAUUGGAGGGAAAGUAUAAGCCCAUAUCACCAAGUUACAUUUCUAAAACGUUCAUCUUUCAAAAGAUCCUCCUGAGGGAAAGGGAAGGUUAGUAGUCAACUUUUAAAAACAGUCUACUUUUCACCCACUUCGCAGCCACACAAUCAUUGUAACAAAAGAGGCUGAAACUCUAAAGGGCUAAAGGGCAGGCAGUAUUAGGAAUUAGGAAUGUAAUUGAAGGCACUUCCCAUAGUUUUGUCUUGUGUUAAAAUAUCCAAAACAGAUUUUAAAAGAAAUCUUUUCUUCCUUUAAGUAUAGUUGUGUUUCAAAAGGUGGUAAAGUCACUUUUCUUUCUGUCUCUUGAACAACAAAAGUCAAAGACAUUAUCAGUUGGCUUGUAAAUGUUAGCCAAAGCAUAGAAAAGUGUUUAAGAGGUACUUUUCAAUAGUAGUUAAAACUGCAACAGUGUAAUUCAAACUGUGGCCCACAGAUAGGCACUGUUCUGUGAAUUGUUUUCAACCAGUCUGCUACAAGGAAUGUCAGAAAUUAAGACUAUGCACGUAGAAACAUUGAUAACACUUUGACAUUGCUGUGACUCAUGGUUUUGUCUUCUUGAGUGGGGUAUAGACCAGCUCAGGUCUGCUUAGCUAGAGACCCACAUGGUGCAGAAGUUGGAUACCCGCCUGUAUAAUAGGGCCACAUAUUGGUUUGCAGUAGAUUGGAAAUUUUAAAACUUCUUUUAACACAGGUAGUUUGAUAAAUAUCGUUCUUGACUGAGGGCAGUGGCUCACACCUGUAAUCCUAGCACUUUGGGAGACCGAGGCAGGUGGAACACUUGAGGUCAGGAGUUUGAGACCAACCUGGCUAACAUGGCGAAACCCCUACAAAAGCUAGCCAGGAAUGGUGGCACGUGCCUGUAAUCCCAGCUACGAGCAUCACUUAAGCCCAGGAGGCAGAGGUUGCAGUGAACUGAGAUCGUGCCCUGCACUCCAGCCUGGGCAACAGAGUGAAACCCUGUCUCAAAAAAUAAAUAAAUAAGAAA